GACACAAACAUUUUGCUAUUUCCCCUCCCCUUUUUUGUGUUUUGUUUACGUUUGCGUGUUGUUCCCCCUUUUUAUUUUCUGUCUGCGCUUUCUCCUCGUCGAAUUUGGUCUACCCUUAUCGUUGAAUUUUUCGCACGAUUAGAUGUUACCAGAAUCCGGCACGUGCUUAGGAUGACGAGUCUUUCUAAAAGUAGCCGUCGUCGUCGCUCCGCCAUAACUAUCGGUAGUAAUGGCGGAGGCGUUAGUAGUAGUAGUAAUAGUCAUCCUCUUAGUCAUAGCAACAGUAGACGUCUACCAUUUUAUCCGUCAUCCAAAAUCAAGUCGUCCGUCGCCUGGCGGAUGUUGGCCAGCAAACCAGUCAGACGUCAGUUUGCAUGGGGUAGAUUGGUUGAGGCUGUUUCGUCAUCAGCUCGCUCUUGGUUGGCUCGUCCCACUUUGUUACUUUGAUUGCUGCUGGUGGUGGCCUCUUUUCUCCUUCUUCUACGAUUUUGGUGUUGAUUUUUUCACUUGAUUCCUUUUCCUGUCCAAUCCUUUCCCUUUGCGCACCUCUAUACAGUCCAACAACAUCACCUCGGGUCGGCUGAUGGAAGGGGCCGGAGUCGCGUCACGUUUACCUUGCAUGUCACGGAGCCAACAGCACGCGUUCCUCCAACUGCAAGUUAUUGGUUCCGUCCCGAAUGUCGUCGUCAACACGACCCAGAACCGGAACAGGAGAGUCAAGGGCAAGCUGAUAUUGUACCUGCAACAGCCAUGUCCUUCAACUGCUUCGUUCUAUCUCAACCGGCAGCCAGUACCGCUUAUCAUAGCCCAGCUGUUAAUGGAGACGCAGAUGUCAAUAACGCACCGACGUCUGGCCGGCCGUUCACUUCCUCUUUAACACGACGGAAACUCAAUCAACACUUACGAGAAACCAAUCCAGAGCUGGUGGGAGCUCAGAAUGGAGCCCAUCAACAGAACACCAGUGACGCCAUGUCAGAUAGCUCGACCACUUCUGGUGGCAAUCGUUCCAGUUUGUCAUGGGCCUUGUCGCGUUUCGCUGCAGAGACAAAGACCAGCAACCGGCCAUUAAGAGACCAACCGCAGUACAACCGGACGAAGAGUAGCCGUGAACUGAAUAACGAUCCACAGCCGCAACGAACGUAUCAGCGUUAUGGCCGUUCAUCCACUUUGGACAAUAUCGAUGCGGAUAGUUCGAUGACCAAUACAGCCCCUUCGUCUGCUUCUACCACCGGUUACUUUCAUCGAAUCGGAUCACCUUUGUCGGAUGAAGAACAACCGAAUUCGUCGGGCAUUUCGACCCCGGCGUCAUAUCGCACGUACACGAGGACCCGAAGUCGAGAAUUUAUGAGCCCGACGAGCAGCCGGGGUACGUCACCUAUUCCGACCAGCAGCAACCGGGCGACGUCUCCAUCCAUCUCGACUAUUAUUAGUGCCAGUAGUCCGGACGUAGCGCCCAUGAUGAAUCCGAUCGUCCCUCAACUGAGCACCGUGUUGGAGAACGGGCCACUGGGCGUUGAAGGUGAGAACAGUCCGGGGCCCAAACGAGCAGCGGAAAGUAAAUUAGCUACCAUCACACAUUUGACUUCAACGAAUCCAGCUCCUGCAGUGGCCGGUGACAGUGCGGAUGGAACGAAUGAACGCAAAUCACGUCGAGUUUCUCGCUUCCUGCGGCCCGAUUUCUACGAUGCUCCAAAAGAGGAGGCGAAUGAUAAACAGCGUUUCCUUAAAGCGGUCGAACAGCGUUGGGAAAAGUACAAUCCGGACGCAGGAUUGGUAGCGUUAAGUAAAACCACUUCUCAGUCAGCAGGAGCAACUGCUGUGGAACGCACCGUCACAAAAGAUCGGCCAACUUCUGGACCUUUAAACACGACGUCUCCGUUACAACCCGUUUUGCAAGCCAGGCACAAUUUGACGCCUAUUCCUGCUCCGACCCAACCGAACAUGUCAAUUCCGCCUCCUGGCAUCGCGUCGGUUGUCUUAAAACCAGUGCCUGAAGCGGCCCAAAAGGAACCAUCUCCCAAUAAUAAAAUUCAACAGCAAGUGACUCUGAAAUCCGUCAGCAUGGAGCCACCGCCUGCAGCUAAAUCAAACGGCAAUAAUUCUUCCAAGAAUUCGCCAAAGUUGACUGUGCGUCGUCAGUUUGAGCACUUGAUCAACUUGGCUGCGGCUCAAUUUCAGCGCUCUUCAUCGCCCAACAAGGUCGCUCCGGCUGUUGCUUCACAACCUUCGAUUUCUACGCCUACACCGCCUACGCCAGUUGUUUCUGCUAACGGGCAACAAGUUGCAGCCAGCAAUGCUGACUCGGUGUCGCUAGAACUGAAGCAAUUGGAAGACGAAAUUAAGAACACAGCGGCCAUUAAAGCGCAAGCGACGGCCAAACUGGAUGCUCUCAAGUACGAACAUGCUCUGAAAAGCGGAAUCGCUCCAGCCGCACCGACUGGAAUCCUUAAACCAGCCAUUCCGGUCAAACCCGUGUUUUUAGUAGCGAGACCCGUUGAAGACCUACCACCUCCAGAACUACCUGUUGUUGUUCCGGCUGAAUUCCAACCGUUCCAAUACAAGGGUUCGAAUGGAACUCUGCGUGAAUUAUCGAAUCGCAGCAGUCGAAGGGACGCGUUUUCACCACCUCCGCCCAACGAGAGCGGCCCAGCCACCAUUUCACCGUUUGCCGAUGAGGCCGUCCGCUUUGCCCGUGUCAUCAAGCGCUUCGAACCGCAACCGUACGACAACAGCUGGACCGGUGAUGGAAUGGAAAAUGCGGCUGCGGCGCCUGGAACACCAACCGACAGCUACGAGUCGUCGUCAGUGUGUUCAGAUUUACGAGGCGAUCAGAGAGAUUCCGGCGAAGAUGAAAGCGUCAGCGAGCGCAUAUUUCGUAAAAGCUUUUACUCGCGGUUCAACGAGCCGGCCAAAACGAAACACCGACGUUCCAUGAACAGAGAGCUGACCGCGGCUGCUGAAGGGGCGGAAAGUGGGGACUUGUCCAUCAGCGACUCUCAACCGGCCAUCGCUCGAAGAUCGUCGCAGCACCGGAAGAGCAUCAAUGGACGGGACGAAUCGGCCGAGGCCGUCAUGGUCCGGAAAUUCUUGUCGGCCGAUACGAGUACCGGUGGUGGCGGACAUUUUGAUCGCGAGCGUCGUCUGUCAGCUUCUCGGAGGCAAACUCCAGCGCCUUCCGAUUUCUCCGAUGUUGCAGUCGAUGUUGUCCAUCCAAGGAGGUCCAUGUCGAGAGAGGUCUCUGUAGCUCGUUCGGUCAAAGCCGACACUCAGCAACAACAGCCGCAGCAAGGAGUGACGAGUCCAACGCCAUCUGUUGCCGGAUCCGAUUCCGGAGAUCGAAGUACUAGCGGACGAGACGUGCGGCCCUACACGCGAACCUUCUCAACUUCGCGAGCGUUUGCCAGCGAUUUGCCACCUGCGGGUAAUUGCGAAUCAUAUUCGUCUGCUAGUUUGGGCCGUCGUAGCUAUUAUCCGGUGUCUUCCGCAUCGUCUUCGAAUGCGGAUCACAUCAGCAGCCUUCCACGGAGAUCCAGCAAUCGGUACAGCGUACAUGAGCAUGUUCCAGACGCCAACGUCCGUCUUCGCGCAAAUGGAUCCUUGACCAGCCGGCCGUCACGGUACUCGUCCGUGUUGUUGGAAGAAAGCGGAAGCGUUAGUAGCGGAGCAAGUGCAGGUCAUCAAACCAACAACGUUCUCUCUCCCAAUUCUAGUCGACGUCACACCAGCCUCACAGAUUCGGGAUUUACACGACGAGAAUCGACUUUUUACGGAACUCCUAGUCCGUUUUCGAGCAGGUCGGCAGGAGGAGGAGGAUCGGUGUCUGGAUCAACGUCCACGUAUUUCUUACGUUCUACCAGUAGCGGAUUGGAUCACCAUAACAGCAGCAGCACCACCACAAAUCAUGGCGGAACGUAUUCGACCUUGCGGCCAUCGAUGUUGCGUCAUCGCCGAUGAAAUUUAGCAGAUUUAAAGUUUAAAAAAUACUCCCAGUUUUAACUCUUAAUCAUUCGCGUCGAUUUAUAAUUACAUCCUGGUUUGGGCUGCUUUCUUUUGUUUAUUGUUAUCCUAUCAUUUUUUGUGCUUUAUUUAAUCCUUAUUGCUUCGCAAUCCAUUAAUAACCGAGUUGGUGAGAUGAAAAAGAAAGAUUUCAAUAGUAUAAUGAAAAAUACGUCGCGCAUUCAUCGUUCAAUUUUGUUUAAGAGUGUCACAUUUCUGAAAUGCUCCACCUGCAAUAAUGGUUGAUGCCUUUGUUUCGACUAUUCUUCAAUUGCUGCCUAAAAAAAUAAUGCGUAGAUCUGUUGAAUCACAUGUUUUUUUUUUUUUUUGCCAUUGCCAUCCAGUUUAUCCCGUGUUAUUGAGCAUAAUUGAGAUGAAAAGGCGUACAUUUAUUGCGUGUAUUACUAUAAUAUUGUGACAUACGAAUGCGUUUCAUGGAGGCUCCUUUUGUUGGUUAUUGGCUCCAAUUUCUGGCCAAUAACACGUGAAACCCGUCCGUAUAAUUGUAUUCAUCUUCUCUGUGUACCAAAAAAUGUGGAUGCAUGUAUGUGUGUGUGGCCGUGAAACAAAACAUGGCAUGCAAAAUACUACUCAAAGGAAUGCAAA
Daphnia magna is the source of this 4602-nucleotide messenger RNA. Its product is annotated as proteoglycan 4-like. NCBI's taxonomy places the organism in Eukaryota, Metazoa, Arthropoda, Branchiopoda, Diplostraca, Daphniidae. The transcript is spliced from 3 exons. Bases 751 to 3954 code for a protein of 1067 amino acids. The record is from RefSeq and is a predicted model, not a curated record.